Sporisorium graminicola is the source of this 1272-nucleotide messenger RNA. RefSeq lists its product as uncharacterized. The coding region runs from base 1 to 1272 and encodes 423 amino acids. Lineage: Eukaryota; Fungi; Basidiomycota; Ustilaginomycetes; Ustilaginales; Ustilaginaceae. Gene Ontology annotation, cellular component: cytoplasm. Gene Ontology annotation, biological process: L-serine biosynthetic process. The record is from RefSeq and is a predicted model, not a curated record. The transcript has a single exon. Gene Ontology annotation, molecular function: pyridoxal phosphate binding; O-phospho-L-serine:2-oxoglutarate transaminase activity.
AUGACCAACACACUAGACAUUUCCAAGCGCGACCACACGAUCAACCUCGGUGCUGGUCCCAGCUCACUCCCCACUUCGGUGUUGCUCGAAGCUGCCCAGGGCAUCCUCGACUAUGAAGGCACGGGAAUGGGUCUCAUUGAGCUUUCGCAUCGCAGCAAGACCUUCCAAAGGCUCAUGGACAAGACCGAAGCCGACUUGCGCACCUUGCUCAACGUUCCCGACUCGCAUGCUGUCCUCUUCCUGCAAGGUGGUGGCACGGAGCAGUUCUCUGCUACCGCGCUCAACCUGCUUGCGGCACACGCGGUCAAAAACCCAGACUAUGUCAAGUCGAACGGCAACAAGGGGCCGCCCUGCGACUACGCUGUGACUGGUUCGUGGACUGCCAAAGCUGUCAAGGAAGCCGCCCGUUUGGGCGCUACCACCAACGUUGCCCUGGACGCACGCAAAGUCGAGGGCGCCAACGGCAAGUUUGGAUCGAUCCCGCCGGUCAGCGAAUGGAAGCUGAGCCCAGUCGAGAGCAAGCCUGCGAUGCUUUACUACUGCGACAACGAGACUGUCGAUGGUGUCGAGUUCCCCAACCCGGGAUUCCCGAUCGACCAGCUGCCUGAAGACUACCGCAAGCAGGUGCCCCUCGUCGCCGACUGCUCGAGCAACAUCCUUUCGCGCCCCAUCGACAUAGCUGCCCAUGCCAUCGUCUUCUUUGGCGCUCAAAAGAACGUCGGUCCCUCGGGCACCACUGUCGCCAUUGUGCGCAAAGACCUGAUCGUCGACCCGGACCAAGGCGUGCCCCACGGCGGUCCUCGCAUCCCAACCACGUUGGUAUACAAGAACAUGCUCGACAACGGUUCACUGUACAACACUCCACCCAUGUUUGCCAUUUACGCCUCUGGGCUCGUGUUCCACGAUCUGCUGCACAACAAGGGUGGUGUUGCAGGCGCAACAGAAAGAUCGGAAAAGAAGGCUUCGCUUAUCUAUGGGCUGAUCGACAACAGCGAGGGAGUGUUCUUGCCGACAGUGCGCCAGGCUUCGGCGAGGAGCAGGAUGAAUGUCACUUUCCGAAUUUCCAGACCGGGCGAGAACAAGCCGGAGGAAGCGCUGGAAGAGGCGUUCGUCAAGCGAUGUGCGGAGAACAACAUUGUUCAGGUCAAGGGGCACAGGUCGGUGGGCGGUAUCCGUACCAGCUUGUACAACGCUGUGACGGUGGAGCAGACGCAGAAGCUUGCCGAGGUCAUGACGAGCUUCAAGGACGAUCUCAAGGCUGGUAAGCUCUGA